Messenger RNA from Anthostomella pinea, 3174 nucleotides. Lineage: Eukaryota; Fungi; Ascomycota; Sordariomycetes; Xylariales; Xylariaceae. The record is from the annotation of a GenBank genome assembly.
AUGCCCGACAUACGCUCUUUCUUUGGUCCCAAGGGCGGUGCGGCGCCUGCGAAGAAGCCGGCGCCCAAGAAGGAAGCAGAGGAGCCGCCCAAGAAACGUGGCAGACCCCGAAAGGUCAUUGACGACAGCGACGACGAGGAUGAGCCGGUUGUCGAGACGGAGAAACCAGCUACACGAUCAACACCCAGAAAAAAGGCCGCGGACCAGAAAGUCGAAGGAACUGCUACCACAGCCAGCGAGUACUUUGCCUCUGGCAAGUCCAAGGGCCCGCAAUCCACCAAGUCCGAACAGAAGGCGCAACCCAAGCCCGCAGUCGAGGUACGAGAAAGCCCUAGAAACAAGCCGAGCACCACGAAAGAGCCUCCUGCCGCCACCAAGAGUGCCCAGCCAGCACCGAAGAAACGCUCAACGACCGCGUUCAAACACCACAACUUGGACGACGACGAAGACGCCUAUAUGGAGGAUGACGCAGACGCCGGUGACGAUGUCUUCGCCGCUGAUGCUCGGGGUACCAACAAGAGAAAGAAUGACGAUUAUGCUGAGGAAGAGAGCGAAGAAGAGUUCCUUCCCAAGCCAAAACGAAUUGCUUCUCGAAACAAACCUGUCGCUGAAGACGACGAUGACACACCUAUCACCAAGACUGCAAAGAACGGAAGAGCCUCUACCACCGCUAGAAAGCGAAAGACUCCUGAGCCUGACCCUGACGAUGAGGAGGAGGAGGAGGACGACGACGACGUGGAACCGCCAUCGCGCAAGAAGCCCGCCCCAAAGAAGCCCAGGGCAGCGCCCAAAUCCAAGAAGGCUGACCAAGUAGAGGACGCCGGAAUUCAAGCCAUUUUCGAUGACAUCCCUACCAUCCGAGCUCCAUCGCCACCGGCCAAGGAUCCAAACGCCAAGUUCGAUUGGCGAAAGGCUGCAGCUGGUGGUGGAAACUCCGGCCCUCCUCCCAACCCUGUUGCACAAGACCUUCCUACAGGCGAACCCGACUGUCUUGCCGGCUUGACCUUCGUAUUUACCGGUCAGUUGUCUACCAUCGCACGCGAGGAGGCCCAGGAACUGUGUAAGCGUCACGGCGGCAAAAUCACGGGCGCUCCAAGCAGCAAGACUAGCUACGUCGUACUUGGAGAUGAUGCUGGUCCAAGCAAGCUUACGAAAAUCCGUCAGUUUGGCAUCAAGACCAUCAACGAGGAGGGCUUGUUCGAACUCAUCCGUCGUCUCCCCGCUGGCGGUGGUAGUGGCAAGGGCGCCGAGAAGGUGCGGCAGAAGCGGAAAGACGAAGAAGAAAAGAUCAAGCUGCAAGCUGUCGAGAUGGAACGAGAAGAGAAGGCCAAACGCGUAGAGGCAGAAAAGGCUCAAAAGGCUGCUGUUGCUCGAGGAGCCACUCGCCCUGCCCAAGCUGCUACGCCCGCAAGUGCUCAGCUGUGGACAGUCAAGUAUGCGCCAACACAGCCCAGCCACAUCUGCGGUAAUAAGGCCGCGGUGGAGAAGAUCCAGAACUGGCUGAAGAACUGGGCCAAGCAUAGAAAAUACAACUUCCAGAAGCGAGGAGCAGAUGGUAUGGGUGGAGCACGUGCCAUCAUCCUGUCUGGUCCGCCUGGAAUCGGCAAGACGACAGCAGCUCACCUCGCAGCACGGUUGACAGGCUACGAUGUCUUGGAGAGCAAUGCCAGUGACUCACGUAGCAAGAAGCUUGUGGAAGCGGGUGUCAGCGAGGUCAUGAACAACACCUCGCUCCAUGGCUUCUUCGCUGGCGAUGGAAAGAAGGUCGACAAGGAGAAGAAGAACAUUGUCCUUGUCAUGGAUGAAGUUGACGGAAUGUCAGCUGGUGAUCGCGGAGGUGUUGGCGCUCUUGCAAAGUACUGCAAGAAGACCGAAGUACCCCUCAUUCUAAUUUGCAACGAGCGAAGGCUGCCAAAGAUGAAGCCUUUCGACUUUGUAACAUUCGACAUCAAGUUCCAACGCCCCCAGGUUGAUCAGAUCCGCUCGCGUAUGAUGACUAUCUGCCAUCGAGAGGGCCUCAAGCUGUCGCCCCAGGUGCUUGACGCCCUCAUUGAGGGUAGCAACCGGGACAUACGACAAAUCAUCAACAUGAUGGCCACGGUCAAGUUGGAUCAAACUUCCAUGGAUUUCGAUCAAAGCAAGGAUAUGUCCAAGGCCUGGGAGAAGUCUAUCGUCCUGAAGCCGUGGGACAUUUGCCAGAAGAUGCUUGGCGGUGGUCUCUUCUCUCCAGCAAGCACAUCGACGCUCAAUGACAAGAUUGAGCUCUACUUCAAUGACCAUGACUUCAGUCCUUUGAUGAUUCAGGAGAAUUACCUGCGGACUAGGCCAUCGGCACUGGGUCAAUACAGCGGCAAUAAACGCGAGCAGAACUUGAAGACGUUGGAACUCAUGGACAUGGCUGCAGAAAGCAUCAGUGAUGGCGAUUUGGUGGAUCGAAUGAUCCAUGGCCCACAGCAGCACUGGAGCAUGAUGCCGACCCACGCAAUCUUCAGUACAGUCCGACCAGCCAGCUUUGUUGCUGGCCAGCUGAUCGGAUCCAACUUUACCAGCUGGCUUGGCAACAACAGCAAGUACGGCAAGCUGGGCAGAUACACCCGUGAGAUUCACUCGCACAUGCGACUGAGAUCUUCGGGCGAUCAUAAUGAAAUCCGUCAGCAAUACCUGCCGGUCCUCUGGACACGGCUGGUCAAGAAGCUCGCUGAAGAGGGCAAGGACUCGGUUGAGGAAGUCAUCGAGCUGAUGGACAGCUACUACCUCACGAGAGACGACUUCGACUGCAUCAAGGAGCUUGGCGUUGGUCCUCAAGACGAGGAACACGUCGACAUCGAGUCCCAGACCAAAGCAACAUUCACGAGACUAUAUAACCAAAAGUCUCACCCGAUUCCGUUCAUGAAGGCCAUAAGCGUCGCUGCUCCGAAGGCGGCGGCAAAGGACAAGCCGGAUCUAGAGGAAGCUAUGGAUGACGAUGAUGAGGCCGAAGCUGUCGAGCCCGCUGAGGCUGUGGAUGAAGAAGACCAAGACAUCGAGAAGGAUAAGUACAUCAAGAAGCCAAAGGCAAAGAAGGGUGGCAAGAAGGCUGCUGCCAAAGGGGCUGAUGAUGGAGAUGACGAUGCUAAACCUAAGAAGGGACGCAAAGCUGGUGCAGGUGCAGCGAAAGCAAAGGCCAAGAAAUGA